AAGAAAUCGUGUAGCUACGAACUACACAAUGCUGUCCACUCGCUCUCCUCUCAAAUCCAAGCAUGAAAACGCUGUUUCUGCUAAAAUGGGCUCCAUGGGGCUGGUUGACAAAGAGAACACGCCACCAAGUCUGAACACGACCAGAAUCCUGGCUUCCAAAACGGCGCGUAAAAUCUUCGAUGACUCUGAGGACAGGCAAAAAACAAACAAAGCAACUGUGGAGGAAGAGCCCCUUCUGAAAGAGAACCCACGCCGCUUUGUCAUUUUCCCCAUUCAGUACCAUGACAUCUGGCAAAUGUACAAGAAAGCAGAAGCUUCUUUCUGGACAGCUGAGGAGGUUGACCUGUCCAAGGACCUUCAGCACUGGGAGUCCCUGAAGGAUGAGGAGCGCUACUUCAUCUCUCAUGUGUUGGCUUUCUUUGCUGCAAGUGAUGGUAUCGUCAAUGAAAAUUUGGUGGAGCGCUUCAUGCAGGAAGUGCAAGUGACUGAAGCACGCUGUUUCUAUGGCUUCCAAAUUGCCAUGGAGAACAUUCACUCUGAGAUGUACAGCUUGCUUAUUGACACCUAUAUCAAAGACUCCAAGGAGAGGGAGUACCUCUUCAAUGCUGUAGAGACUCUUCCAUGUGUAAAGAAGAAGGCUGACUGGGCACUCAACUGGAUUGGCAACAAAAAUGCUAAAUAUGGUGAAAGAGUGGUGGCCUUUGCUGCUGUGGAAGGAAUCUUCUUCUCAGGUUCUUUUGCUGCCAUCUUCUGGCUCAAAAAGAGAGGACUCAUGCCUGGCCUUACCUUCUCCAAUGAGCUCAUCAGCAGAGAUGAGGGUCUUCACUGUGACUUUGCCUGUUUGAUGUUCAAGCACCUGAUGAACAAACCCUCUGAAUCAACGGUCAAGAAAAUCAUUAUGAAUGCUGUUCAGAUUGAGCAGGAGUUCCUGACCCAGGCUUUGCCAGUUAAACUGAUUGGUAUGAACUGUGACUUGAUGAAGCAGUAUAUUGAAUUUGUGGCCGACAGGCUGAUGUUGGAGUUGGGCUUCAGCAAGAUCUAUAAAGUAGAGAAUCCCUUUGACUUCAUGGAGAACAUUUCCUUGGAGGGGAAGACCAACUUCUUUGAAAAGCGAGUUGGCGAGUACCAAAGAAUGGGUGUCAUGUCUGGACCCACAGAUAACACUUUCAGGCUUGAUGCUGACUUCUAAAGUUUUGACAGUGAAUGGACACUUGAAACAUUUAACACUUGAAGAGGUGAUGGUCUGUGGCCCGCCUCCGUAUUUCGCCCGCAACGUAGUCACUCAUCAGGACUGCUGGAUAGGCACUGAGGAACAUUGUAACCGCAAAUUCACUCUGCAGUAUUCAUUCAUUUGGGCAUAUGUGGUUAGGUUUUUUUUUUUUUUUUUUUUAAGAAAUGUUUUGGAAUAUGCUAAUCCCAAGUGCAGUAAAGGUUUUAGUUUUGUGUUUUAUUGUAUAAGUUUCUGCAAUUGGUGCUGGUUUUAUUUAUAGCUUGUACAAACUGCGUUUCUUGCUUUCCUGUUAUUGCUUUACCCUGGUGAAUGUCUUAAUGCAUUUAAAUGUGUAAAUAAAUUUUUGAUAAAA
This is a messenger RNA of Astyanax mexicanus (Mexican tetra), 1583 nucleotides long. Its product is annotated as ribonucleoside-diphosphate reductase subunit M2. NCBI's taxonomy places the organism in Eukaryota, Metazoa, Chordata, Actinopteri, Characiformes, Acestrorhamphidae. The record is from RefSeq and is a predicted model, not a curated record. Gene Ontology annotation, molecular function: ribonucleoside-diphosphate reductase activity, thioredoxin disulfide as acceptor. Gene Ontology annotation, cellular component: cytosol. The transcript is spliced from 11 exons. Gene Ontology annotation, biological process: deoxyribonucleotide biosynthetic process. The coding region runs from base 29 to 1189 and encodes 386 amino acids.